AGCUAGCGAAACAUGAUCAUUGAUCCGAUACAGGAAAAACAUAAAUAAAGCGCGCUCUCUCUUUUUCUCUCUCUGCUGUUUGCUGCAGAUUGGAGUUGGAAACAAUUUUGCUAUUCUUAGAUUUUGAGGUACGAUGGAGAGAGUCCGCAUGGGAUUGAGCUCUAAGGAUUCAGUUGCUGUAAUUAAAGAAGAAAUUGUACAAGACUGCAAAGAUUCUGGAUUCACCAAUAGUUCAGGAGUUCAAUUGCUGUUGUCAAACGAGGAGACCACCCUCCCUCAUUUUGCAUCCUCCAAAUCUGAACAACACCAAACACUGUCAGAAAUGAAGUCAGAUCCUCUUGCAUCUCCUGGAGUCGUUGCAAAAUCUGCUGCAGACUUAUUUGAUGCUAGCCAAAAACAACGAUCAGGCAAUAUUCAGAAGUACAUAAAUUAUGAUGUGCAGCAGCACUCAGUUCUUCCUUCCAUGACCAAUCGUUUUUACAAAACUCAUUUUAUGGGUUCUGGUCAGAAGUUUGAGGAUGCUACCAAGAAGCAACAAUUUCUCUGCGAGAUUCCUCCCACUGCUUCUGUGUUUGGGACAACCAAACAAUGGUUUCAUUCUAAGGCUUCUGCUGCUCCUGCUCAGUUGACAAUCUUUUAUGCUGGAAAAGUGAAUGUCUUUGACGAAAUCUCCCCAGAGAAGGCUCAGGCGAUUAUACUUUUGGCUGGAAAUGGUUGUGUCUCAUCUAACAUGGCUCAACCAAGACUGUCCGUUGAUACACUUACCUCCAAAGUUGCAGCAGCUGAUGGAGCAUUGGUGAACCAAAGCAUGAAUGUGACACGUUGCUCUGUUCUCUCAAGUCCUGUAUCUGUUUCCUCUCAUCCUAUUGAUCAGUCUAGAAGUACACCCGCUUCAAACAAUGAAGACGUCAAGGUAUCUAAUUCCCUUGGCUUCUCAGCCAAUAUUGUUAGCGAAGCUGAGCCUCCAAGAAGGGUAACAUCACUAGGAUCUAUAGCUGCAACAGAGAUAAUAUCAUCUGCUGCUCCACAGGCACGCAAAGCAUCCCUGGCUCGCUUUUUCGAGAAACGCAAGGAGAGGGCUAUGAACUCGGCACCAUACAACCUCUGUAAGAAAGUUGCUGAUGCUGAUCGUGCCACCCCAGAGUCAGGUGAUUUUGGCUACUCAGCUACUUCUGAUGUGCCGGGCUCUAUUUCUGUGUCUACCUUCAAAGAAUCUAGUACUGAAAUCUGAGAAUUUAACUUGGAACUUUCUUUGAUGCAUAUUAUAUGUAGCAAGCAAAUCUCUAGGCUUUUAAGUUUGCUUGACUUACUAAAGUUUGUAAUCUGAAAUUGUUUGCUAUAUAUUGAUUUGACCUAUGCUUAGCAACAUAGAAUUAAUCAAGAUUUAACUUUUAUGUAUUCUUUCCUAUUUAAGAUUCUGGAAUAUUACCAAGAUUUUAUCUCCUG
This is a messenger RNA of Olea europaea var. sylvestris, 1446 nucleotides long. RefSeq names its product protein TIFY 6B-like. Bases 134 to 1231 code for a protein of 365 amino acids. The transcript has 8 exons. The record is from RefSeq and is a predicted model, not a curated record. Gene Ontology annotation, biological process: response to wounding; regulation of defense response; regulation of jasmonic acid mediated signaling pathway. Gene Ontology annotation, cellular component: nucleus. NCBI's taxonomy places the organism in Eukaryota, Viridiplantae, Streptophyta, Magnoliopsida, Lamiales, Oleaceae.